Messenger RNA from Megalops cyprinoides (Indo-Pacific tarpon), 5045 nucleotides. RefSeq names its product armadillo repeat containing 1 (gene armc1). The transcript is spliced from 6 exons. The record is from RefSeq and is a predicted model, not a curated record. Bases 1330 to 2148 code for a protein of 272 amino acids. Gene Ontology annotation, molecular function: protein binding; metal ion binding. Lineage: Eukaryota; Metazoa; Chordata; Actinopteri; Elopiformes; Megalopidae.
UCAUGUGUAUGUGUUCAAGCUAAAGGUUAGCUAGCUGCUAGCUGUGUGGAGAUGCCAGUAGGGACAGAAAUGCAAGGAGCGCAGAGCCUGCCAGUGAAUGUUUUGUGGCCUUGAUGGCACUCGGAAGGGAUACAUAGCCGACUAGGCAUCUGUUUGAAGUAUUUAGGGUCUGACUGCAGCUCAAAGCCAAAUUACCUACCUAACUAACUAGCUCGCUGGGUAACUAACUUUAGACGCAGUGCCAGUGACUUUGUCAGUUUACAUUUGUCUAGUUUUUGUUUUUAAUCGUUCGAAUUUACUAGCUCGAUAAGUGCAUUAUCAUGAAUCUCACAGUUUACUAACGCGCUACCCGUCCAGGUAAGUAGUUUGCUUAGCAACGUGAGGCCCUGUAUGCUACCAACCAAGCUAACUAAUUUCAUUUUUUAGUUGAUGGCUAGAACUACACUAGAUCAAAGUACAGUAAACUAAGAUUAGUAUACCUAUCUAGACAGGGACUUUAUGGCACUGAAUGCUGGAGUGAAGUCUAUAUGAAUAGUUACAGUUAGAGCUGUUGUAGGUAGCUAGCGAACUAGCCAACUAGUUUAUUAGCUCGCUACUGAGGCUGUUUUGGCAGGCAUUUACUCUGACCCUGGCCUCUGCGAUCCCUAUUCCAUAUAUAGCAUCGACAUCUAUGAGCUGAGAAGUAUGAUCAAGUUUGCUAUCUGCUUCAAAAUAGAAGUUUUUCAGGUCUUCGCCGUAUUCCAUUAAACAGCUGGGUCAGACGUUGCAAGGCCUAGCAAUAGGAACUGCUGGAGAGCAGGCGUCAGACUUCUAACACGAGAAAUCUGUCACUCCUGUUGUCCCGUCAAUUGUCAACGAAGUUUGUCAUCUUAUACCUUGCUGAUGCAGUUGAUCGGAACUGCGCUGGCCAAACCGCUCCGGUGACUUGAGAUAUAUUCCUUUUGUGCAUACACUGUCAUGUUAGAAAGUACAAUACAAGGACACACGCACAUGUCAAAUAGCUGUUUUUUCCCCCCUGGUUUACAUUUAAACAGGUUAAAAUAGGCACCUUACGCCACAUGCUACAAAAGAUUGGCAAUAUUUAGAAAAAAAAAAUCACUUCAGAGAAGUAGGUACAUGUGUGUUAGUAGUGCAAGUUUGUUGGUGGAAUAUUGGUUUGGCAGUAUUGAAACUAGUAAAGAACCCCUGCUAUGAUGUGGAAAAGAGUGAGAAUGUGGUGCGUAGUUUGUUUGUACAGUCUUAAGGUUUCCCUCAUUCAGGACUGACUGUGUUCCGCCGAGUGCGCAGGAGGCAAGGUUCCACGCGCAUGGCACGCUAAGCGGGCGCACGAUGAGCGGGCAGCCGGACGCGCUGGCGGUGGUGAACCAGCUGCGGGACCUAGCUGCUGACCCCCUCAACAGGCGAGCCAUCGUCCAGGAUCAAGGCUGCUUGCCAGGCCUCAUCCUUUUCCUGGACCACCCCAACCCACAGGUCGUCUACUCCGCACUUUUGGCCUUGCGGUACCUGGCAGAAUGCCGUGCCAACCGGGAGAAGAUGAAGGGCGAGCUGGGGAUGAUGCUGAGUCUGCAGACUGUCAUGCAGAAGUCGACGACCCCCGGCGAGACGAAGCUGCUGGCUUCCGAGAUCUACGAGAUUCUGCAGGCUUCCAGCAACGCCGAGUCAGAGCAGGGGGCCUCCUGCAGGCGCAAGGCCCAGUUCUUCCUCGGGACCAACAACAAGCGUGCCAAGACCGUGGUGCUCCACAUAGACGGGCUGGACGACCCUAGCCGGAGGAGCCUGUGUGAGGAGGCGCUACUUAAGAUCCGAGGCGUCAUCAGCUUCACCUUCCAGAUGGCGGUCAAGAGGUGCGUCGUCAGGAUCAGGUCGGACCUCAAGGCAGAGGCCCUGGGCACAGCUAUUGCUUCCACCAAAGUCAUGAAGGCACAGCAAGUUGUAAAGGGUGAGGAUGGAGAUGAGGUGAUGGUCCCGUUCCCGGAGGACUCCCAGGUGGUGGUGGAACAGAACACGGAUCUUCCGGACUACCUGCCCGAGGAGGACAGCCCGUCUAAGGAGCUGGACAAGGCCGUGUCGCGCGUGGGCUCCAUGCAGGACGGCAUGGGCUGGCUCAGCGCCGCCGCAAACUUUUUGUCCCGCUCAUUCUACUGGUGACACGGUGGCCACCCGGGGCUUUUUGCAGUGACUGCACAGAAUUGGGCUGCAGGCCCCGUCCCCCCGUGACGCUGUACUGCCAAGUGCCAAUCGCAAUAAUGCAACUGCGUAAAAGCAAGCAAACGCUGCACGCACCUACAUUCGCACACAUGCCCUGUCCGCUCUAAGCUGACCCCGAGCCACUGGAAGAUGAGGACUGGGUUCAGGAUAGGCCUCUCAUCGCUCCUCACUCUCUGUGAUUUCAUUCAAAAGGAACUUCUCUCGUUCUCAAUGGGUCCACCUUUCUACAAUCCGAAAUGUGUUGUGAAGGAUGCUUCAUUUAUAGGGUUUCAGUGGAGUCACUGCAGAGCUCUGACCUCGUCCCUCAUGAAGCAGCUCUGGGAAGGAACGGAUCUUUGUUUCGCAUGAGUUUGGUAGCUCCAUUUAGUAUGUUUCCCUCUCAUCUGAAAGUUUUUUUUUUUUUUGUUUCAUAAAUGCAGAUUUAUUCAUGCUGAUUUCUUUCCGUGCUUUUUAAAGGAUGCUUUUUCUUUUCUUUUUCGCAUGUGCCGUUCGAGUUGCCUGCUUCAUUUGUGUAUGUGCUUAUUCUAUCAUGUGUGCCUUUGCCUUUUUAAUCACUGUUUGUUUUUUCCUCCCCCCUCCAUUCAAACCUAUGUCACUAAAAAUCUGAACACACUAUCUUUAUUAUCAUUGGCCCAAUCUGUAAUGACACUGCACCAGCUCUCCCAGGCUUCUGCACGGGUAGCUGCAAAGUCCUGUUUGUGAGGAAAUUCGAUUAAAUGUGCAAUGGCUGCUACCUAGUUCAAAACGCAUAGCAUCUGCUACAUUAAGUGAUACUAAUAUACAGUAAAACAGGAACCAUGGCAGUAGAUCUGUAUCUUUUCUACCAUAGCUCUUGCAGUAGAGCUGCUGUCAGUAGAGCUGCAGACAUUGGAAACAUGUUUCAAGCAGUUGCUUCUUGCUAGGAGUGCAAGUGGGCUUGCCAGGAUUCAGUUUUAAUGGUCAUCUUGGAUAUAUAUAUUGAGAUCACUGAACUCAGAACACCAACACUAAGAAAUAUUGACAGUAUUAAUAGUUAAUAACCUAUGAAUUUUUGCUUAAAUUUGCUUAAAUUUCUAAAAUGUGGUAUAACAGAAGGUUGGGAUUUCCCUGCCAGCUCAAGCAACAAUUUUGGAACACUUCGAGAUUUAUGAUUUAUAGAUACUUGCAUACGAGUAUAAGUAUCACGUAGUUCUUCUUUUCUAGGUGAUCUGUAGUGUUUCUUUUUGCUUAAGGUUGGGAUAUUUGCUGCCUCAUUAUAGCUUUAUGUUGUUCAUUUGGCAGAGGGUUGUAGUUUCCUUUGUCCGUUUUAAAAUUAUUCUUCUUUGGAACCUGCCUAUAAGACAAUGUCCUGAACAUAAGUAGUGAUAACACUGAAAGUAUAUGCUGUAUAAAUAUUGAUUUUUAUUUUCAAAAACUGGAAAAAAAAUCAGAUUAAAUCCUGGCAAGCCCAAGUAUAAUUAUUGCACAGAUUAUGGUCAUUUAUAGCACUUUGCUUCUGGCACCACCAGCCACACCAUGGCACUGUAGGCUCCUUACACUACGUGAUUCUAUGUCAACCACAUAUUACUUCUCUACCUACCCAGCAAUGCUUCAGUGAGACAGUUGUAGUAUCCUACUGUUGUAGACCAUGUUCUUUGUAAUGAACCAUGCUCUUACUUUCUGAAUCAGGAGGUCUUGUAUCUUUACAUAUCAGUUUGUCCCUUGAUUGGUGGAAGUCAUCCACCCUCUUGCCAAAAGUGCUUUUUGUGCGUUGCACAGCUAAGCACCCUUAAAGUGGAAACUGAUGUAGAGAUGGAGAGCCUCCAUUGUUUUUUUUUUAUUUCCUUUUGUUUUUUUUUGUUUUUUUUCAGGGAGCCAGCAGUGUCUUUGAAGCUCUGCCCAUGAAGAGACCCCGCACAUUUGUGCAGGUUUCAUGAGUGCAGCAGACGCUUUUCAAAUCAGGGUUGUUAAUAUGUAAUAUGGUGCCUGAUUUUCUCGCUCCCGCACUAAAUGCUUAGAUUUCAGUCCUAAAUUCUGAAACGAUUGUGUUGCACACUCAGGCUGAAUUGCACAUAGCCAGUGAUCACUGGGGCUCUGAUCAUUUAUGUACAGUUCCUCUGAACUUCUGAGCAAUUGGUAUUUUCCGUUUGGCCAGUCUGUAUGGACAACCUCCCUGUCGGAGUAAAGAUGUGUGUCUUCCUCCCAAGACUAACAUGAAGAAACCAGUCUACACUGUAGCAUGUUGACAGGUCCCUCUGUAGAAUUGUCUUUGGCUGAUAUUGUCUUUGAUUUAGUGGCAUUGACGCAUUUUCAUUAAUCCCUUCACCUUGUCAUUUUUUUUAAGCAUGACAGUAUUUAAAACAAUACAUUUGUAAGGUGAAAGUAUUUGCACAAGUAGACUCAUAUGUUACUAGCCACAUUUGCUGUUCAACAGCAAUAUAAUGCCAACGUAACUAAUUACUUGGCACAGGGUAAGAUUGGGAUGUCAUCAGCAUUAAGUAUUCUAUAGCAUGAUAUACAAUUAUGUACCAUUAUUCUGUAUAUCUUUUCAGUGUCUACCAUGCACAAAGCUUUCAGUAUUAACAUUCUGAAAUUUUGAUUUAAGGAAUGUAGAAUCAACCACUGCAUAUCAUAGGUACAGAACAGUGAAGCAGUGUUAGAACUAUGUCUUACCUUGUAACAUAAUCAUGCUCUAGAUGCAAUUAGGUCAUGAAUGUGUAACACAUUUUAACAUUUGAAACCUCAACGUGAUACUCAGUACAUAAAGAAGGAUAAAUAACCCUGUUGCAAUUCUUCAGCAUUUUCCUGUAGAGCUUCACAUUUGCAAUGUGUGUGCGCCUUCUUAGGUACAGUAUUAAUCGUUUCAAACAACUAUGGCU